Messenger RNA from Yarrowia lipolytica CLIB122, 3219 nucleotides. RefSeq lists its product as uncharacterized. The record is from RefSeq and is a predicted model, not a curated record. Gene Ontology annotation, cellular component: delta DNA polymerase complex. Lineage: Eukaryota; Fungi; Ascomycota; Dipodascomycetes; Dipodascales. Gene Ontology annotation, biological process: DNA replication proofreading; base-excision repair, gap-filling; DNA-templated DNA replication. Gene Ontology annotation, molecular function: nucleotide binding; 3'-5'-DNA exonuclease activity; DNA-directed DNA polymerase activity.
AUGCCGUCAAUGGAAGUGGACAUGAACGUCAAGCGAACGGGCGACGACGUGGCCGCCAUGGAGACCAAGAAAAUCAAAUCGGUCACGAAAGAGCCCAAUCCCACCGACUUUGAAGAGGAGCUGAUUCUGCUGACCCAGGCCUCAGACGCCGAAAAGGGAGCUGUCGUGUCGGACGACCAGGUGUGGCCCCGGCCUGAAUGGAAGGAAUUCGAUCCUCAGACAACCGACAUUUCCUUCCAGCAGAUCGACGCGGAAGAGGCGUCGGUGAACGGACACGCCGUGGUGCGUCUGUUUGGAGUCACAAAGGAGGGACAUACAAUUCUGUGCAACAUCCGCGGCUUUUGCCACUACUUUUACGCUCCUGUCCCCGUUGGGUUCAAGGCCGAAAACCUCAGCACUCUCAAAUCUGCCAUUGCAAACACCGUUCCCGACGCCCUGGAACGCCUGGAGGUCUGUGAAAGAGAAUCUUUCUGGGGAUACAACGGAGGAGCCAAGGCCAAGUUCUUUAAGAUCUUCGCCACCAACCCAAAACUAAUCCCUAAGCUACGAUCUGCUUUUGAGAACGGAAACCUCAACUUCCCCUCGUCACACGCCCAAGUCGGAAUGCUGUUUGCCAACGGAUGCACCUCCUUCGACAACAUUCCCUACGUGUUGAGAUGUAUGAUCGACUGUCACAUUAGUGGUAUGAGUUGGGUCACGCUGCCCAAGGGCAAAUACACCAUUGAAACCCAGUCGCUCGUGUCUCGAUGUCAGCGAGAAAUCAACAUCUCCUACAAAGAUCUCAUCGCGCAUCCUGCCGACGGCGAAUGGAGUGACAUUGCCCCCCUGCGAGUGCUCUCGUUUGAUAUCGAGUGUGCCGGCAGAAAGGGUGUAUUCCCAGACCCCAAAAUCGACCCCAUUAUCCAGAUUGCAAACGUCGUGUCUCGACAGGGAGACACUCGUCCGUUUGUACGAAACGUUUUCACUCUCAACACGUGUUCCCCAAUUGCAGGAGCCCAGGUGCUGGAGCACGAGAGCGAAGGAGAUAUGCUGAUGCGAUGGAAGCAGUUUGUCAACGAGGUGGAUCCAGACGUGAUUAUCGGUUACAACACAACCAACUUCGAUUUUCCCUAUCUCAUCGACCGCGCAAAGACUUUGAAACUCACAGACUUCCCCUACUUUGGCCGGUUGACGCAUAUUCAAAAUGUCCUUCGAGACUCCACCUUCUCUUCCAAGGCGUACGGAACACGAGAGUCCAAGGUGCUCAACAUUGAUGGACGAACGCAGCUGGAUCUUCUGCAGUUUAUUCAGCGAGAGUACAAGCUGCGAACGUACACUCUGAACGCUGUGUCUGCUCACUUUCUAAAGGAGCAGAAGGAAGAUGUGCACCACUCUAUCAUUACAGAUUUGCAAAAUGGAAACGCAGACACCCGUCGACGUCUGGCGGUCUACUGUUUGAAGGAUGCCUAUCUGCCUCAGCGACUCAUGGACAAGCUCAUGUGUCUUAUUAACUACACGGAGAUGGCUCGUGUCACUGGAGUCCCGUUCUCCUUCCUUCUUUCUCGAGGUCAGCAGAUCAAGGUUAUUUCGCAGCUGUUCCGAAAGGCCCUGGAAGUCGGAAUGGUCAUUCCCAACUUGAAACAGGACGGCUCUUCCGAAGAACAGUAUGAGGGAGCCACGGUUAUUGAGCCUGAGCGAGGAUACUACGAUAUCCCCAUUGCCACUCUCGACUUCUCGUCUCUAUACCCUUCCAUUAUGAUGGCCCAUAACCUCUGUUACACCACUCUACUGGAUAAGGCUACCGUUGAGCGUCUGGACCUCAAGCUUGACGAAGACUACCACCGAACCCCCAACGGAGACCUGUUUGUCAACCAGAAGACCCGAAAGGGUAUUCUUCCCAUUGUUCUAGAAGAGCUUCUGAGUGCCCGUAAGAAGGCCAAGGCCGACUUGAAGAAGGAGACCGACCCCUUCAAGAAGGCCGUGCUGGACGGUCGUCAGCUGGCUCUGAAGAUCUCAGCCAAUUCUGUCUACGGAUUUACCGGUGCCACGGUUGGUAAGCUUCCCUGUCUUGCCAUCUCUUCUUCCGUCACUGCGUACGGUCGAGAUAUGAUCCAGUUCACCAAGGAGCAGGUGGAGAACAAGUACACCAAGGCCAACGGUUACCCCGAGAACGCCAAGGUCAUUUAUGGUGAUACUGAUUCUGUUAUGGUCAAGUUUGGAGUGCCAGAUCUCAAGACUGCUAUGGAUAUGGGUCUGGAAGCCGCCGAAUACGUGUCCGAGAUGUUCCUCAAGCCCAUCAAGCUGGAAUUCGAAAAGGUCUAUUUCCCCUAUCUUUUGAUUAACAAGAAGCGAUAUGCUGGUCUGUACUGGACCAACCCCGAGAAGUUUGACAAGAUGGACACCAAAGGUAUCGAGACAGUUCGUCGAGACAACUGUCGUCUGGUGCAGAACGUGAUUGAGACUGUUUUGCGAAAGAUUCUCAUGGAUCGAGACGUGGAGGGUGCCCAGGCUUACGUCAAGACCAUGGUUGCCAAUCUGUUGCAGAACAAGGUGGAUUUGUCGCAGUUGGUCAUCACUAAACAGCUCUCUCGGCAGGACUACGCUGCUAAGCAGGCCCAUGUGGAGCUGGCUGAGCGUAUGCGAAAGCGAGACGCAGGCUCUGCCCCUGCGCUGGGUGACCGAGUUGCCUACGUUAUCAUCAAGGGUGCUGUCGGAGGCAAGAACUACGAGAAGUCUGAAGACCCAUCGUACGUGCUGGAAAACAACAUCCCCAUCGACACAAAGUAUUACCUUGAGAACCAGCUGCAGAAGCCUCUCCAGCGUAUUUUCGACCCCAUUCUCGGCGAGCGUAAGUCUGCUCAGCUCAUGACUGGCGCACAUACACGUACCAUCACUGUUGCUGCUCCUUCAACCGGUGGACUGAUGAAGUUUGCCGUCAAGACGGAAAUGUGCAAGGGCUGUCGAACGCCUCUUCGAGGCAAAUGGGCCAAGGGUGCUGUCUGUGAGAACUGUGUUGACAAGGCCGGAGCUUUGUACCAGCAGGCAUUGGGUCAAUUGAGUGAGUUGGAGGUCAAGUUUGGAAAGCUGUGGACCGAGUGUCAACGAUGUCAGGGUUCGCUUCACCAGGACAUUCUCUGUACUUCCAGAGACUGUCCCAUUUUCUUCAUGCGACGACGAGUGCAGAAGGAUAUCCAGAGCAGUGUGGCCGAACUGAGCAAGUUUGACGUUCAGGAUUGGUAG